Messenger RNA from Durusdinium trenchii, 1749 nucleotides. The record is from the annotation of a GenBank genome assembly. NCBI's taxonomy places the organism in Eukaryota, Dinophyceae, Suessiales, Symbiodiniaceae.
AUGACGCAUGAGCCGAACCUGGAUGUUGCCCAGUUGGUACGAGACAACAAUCGGCAGGCGUCCAAGACGGGACAACUCCUUGGCAUGAAGGCUCAGGCGGUCAGAAACAUCAUGGAGCACUUUGACCGAGAGGCUCGGAAGCUUCUGAUAGACUACACGGUCAACGUUGGACAUGAGAACACUCCAUGGACCGAUGACAACCUUAGCUCCAAGAAGUGCCUACCGGGCUUCCAGUUCAAGUCCAACGCUGGGCCGGUGUGGCAGGCUCGUGGCAAGGUCAAGCACCAGAUCAACUCCCACCGCAAGAUCCCGGCCAAUCUCCGGAAGAAACUCGACAAAAAGCAAAUGGAGAGCCUUUCUGAGGAGGCCGCCUUUGUCGUGGCUGUGAAGGCCGAGGUCCUUCAGGCCAUGCCCGUGGAUCCAAAUGCGCUGCACACUGGCUGGGUUGAACUCUAUGAAAAUGGAGAUCCGGGCGUGGUCUUGGAAGUCCAGAGUGCAAUCAUGAACAGAAGUUGUCCAAACGUGUCCGAGAUUGCAACGCUCGCCAGCAUCAUGAACAAGCACACGGGCUCUACCCCCCUACCAUCAAAGGCUGUGAUGGAAAUGGAGAAGCUCGAGGCAGAGACCUUUGCAUUGAAAAUGAAACAGCUUGACUAUGACGUACAAGCUCUGAGGGUUUCGAGGGCCAAACGUACAUCGUGGCAGCUCCAAGUGCACCAUGCUAAGCUGCAAUACCGUGUGCAAACCUUCAAUGAAUCAAUCAAGGGCUCCAGGGUCAUCACCUUUGCAAACACGGACGAGCUUAUUCGCUCCAUCACAGCUUUCAUGGGAGAGAAAACUGCCCAACUGAAGCUUGAUGAGUCGGGAAAUGCUGCGCAGGCUGGGGCUGCAGCCUUCAUUCUCGGCCAGAGCGGACGCAAUGUUGGGAUGAUGCUUUGCCCAGAGUUCACCUACCGCAAGAAUGAGCUUUGGCUUCUGGAGCACGCGAUCACGAAAAUGCUUUGCCACAAAGGGGUUUCUUUGGACCGAUCUUUCACGCUUCAGUUCCAGAGCAAGGUUGACGCUAGAGACAAUGUUCGGCCCUUGAAUUAUCGUGGACGAUUCCUCGAGGGGGUCUCUGCUAAAUUGAAAGAAAAGGACUUUCUAUGGCGCAAUGCCCUGCUUUGGAAAGAAGGCCGCACCGAGUAUGCGACGCAAAUGUUGACAAAGGAUAUGGUGGCUGUUGAAGCAACAUUGGAGGAUUCAUCUACUGGUGCAGUCAUGGCAGCCCCUGAUUCCGAAGAGUACCUCUUUGGCGGCGCCCGCAAAGUUGAACAGGUCGGUCAGAAUGCCUGUGAGAAGUUGCUGCAAGGGAUGAUGAAGGACCUUUCCCUCACAGGCCGUUCGGGGGUCUUUGUCAUUGACUUGAACAUGAGCGUGGGGAACAUGUUCGAGGCCUUUGCCGCACUCAAGUCUACUUGGAACAUGCCAACUUACUAUGUGGGAUGCACGGACGAUCACGGAACUGCCGAGUGGUUUGAUCUACACAAGCAGGAGUGGCUUGCCCGCUUGCACAUGGAUGGUUCUUUGACCGUGCCUGGGUUUGCGAAGCCUGCCGAAGAAUGCCCUGCCGAUCUCCUUGAGAAAGAACCUGCACCACCACGGCUGAAUUUGCUGACGCCAAGACAGGACCUUUACCCCCUUAUCCCUGACGCACUGAUGAAGGACGGGUGUGCACAUAUAAAGUUUUACGUGUACAUAAUAUCAUAA